AUGUCUCCUGUGCCAGGCAGCGCAGGCAACAAGGGGCCGAAAAUUGUUAGCAGUACAUCAAGCUCGGUGCCAACCAAGCUCGCUGCAACUGACAAAGAUAUCUAUGGACCACCCCAGAGCCCGGGAACCUCGUCAGACGAAGAUGACCUAGCACGAACAGCGAAUAUUAUGCCCACGAAUUUCAGAAAAAGAGCAUCAGAGCAACCGGACAGAGCAUCCUCGAAGAACAAAAGCGCUCGCGGUAGCAAGCUUGGACAGGUAACUGUUAACGGAGCUCGCGCAGAGAAAAACACCCGAAGCAGUCCAAGAAGAAAAGAGAUAGCUUCAUCACAGAGUAGUGAUUUGAGUAGUCCGAAGAGAAAAUGCCAGGAGCUUGGGACGGGAAUGGUGGAUUCUUUUGGACGUGUGCAGUUCAAGAAACCAAGGACAAAGCCAACAUUUCGCUCAAGCCAGUCUAGCCAGAGUGGGACUCCAACAUAUGGGGGAAAGGCGAAAGAUGUAUUAUCUGCGGCAUUUAAGUCUUCAAGCAUGCCCGAAGAAAGCUCCGACGACUCUCCAAAGAAGAGUUUCCGAGCAAUAUCUACUCUUACGGAUUUUGAAAGCCCCGAGAAAUCUGGAGCAGAAGAUAGGAAGCUAUUUAAAUAUUCGGAUGUGCCAGGGACCCCUUCAACUCCAGGAUCCAGUAAAAGAUUUAUCGCCAGCACCCUCACACCCAGUCCCUUGAAAAGGAGCGAAACACCCGGGGCUCUAUUCAAAGUACCUUCCUUAGAUGAUUUGUUUACGGACGAGCUAUUAGGCCCAGCUCCUGGCCAACCCUCACCUACGAGAACCAAAAGAUCGCGACGGAAACCCAAAGUGGAGGAGAUGCCCCUCACGCAAUUGCCCUCUUUCAAGAUUCACAGCGAGAUAGAUGAGCUCGUAGGGCCCAUUCGGACGGAAGAUAACGCUGACCGACCUCCUGUUCUUACAAGCCUACUGGAGAGUGAUGAUUUUGCAAAUCAGACCCAAAAACCCCGUUGUCCCAUGUGCAAUGAGCUUGUUGACCCUACCGAUCUGGAGGAGUUGAGCCAUAUGAAUACCCGCAAGCAAGAGCAAUUCUGCCUAUCUCACCAAAGAAAGACUGCCCGAGCUACCUGCAAAGCUCAAGGCUAUCCUGAAAUCGACUGGAAAAGCCUCGACUCUCGAAUAGCCAAACAUCGCUCGUUUAUUAAAGACCUGAUAAAUGGUGGUGAAUCGCAUUACCGUACUAUGCUAGAUGAGAAGGUUCAGACAGGAAAAGACCGAAAUUUGCUACAGAUGACCUCAAAUCUUACACCAGGAUAUUAUGGGACCCGUGGUCUACGUGUUAUGUCAGAGAAUAUUAUGCAUGAUUUUACCCCUUUGCUUAAGAAGAGGGUUGUAAAGGAUAGACUCAUGGCUGCUCGAGGUGUGGCUGGGUUUGUCGAGUCCGUUGUCGUUCCUGAAGUCGCGGUGCUAUUGAUUAAGGAAGACAUGAGUGUCGGGUCCGGAGAAGCACGGGAUAUCCUAGCGGAUAGUGCCAGUCUUGGUGAGCUUAUCCACGAGGAAGUCCGAGAUAUCGUUAAGCGGCGAAUUGAGGAUAGUGAGGAGGAUGAUGAUUUUUGA
Messenger RNA from Venustampulla echinocandica, 1623 nucleotides. RefSeq lists its product as uncharacterized. The transcript has 2 exons. The record is from RefSeq and is a predicted model, not a curated record. NCBI's taxonomy places the organism in Eukaryota, Fungi, Ascomycota, Leotiomycetes, Helotiales, Pleuroascaceae. The coding region runs from base 1 to 1623 and encodes 540 amino acids.